AUGGCGCAUAAUUCAAAUUCUGCGUUACUUUUGGGACAGGCUUUAUAUCCCUUCACUGGGAUUACUCCAGAAAAGCCCGAAUCGGAAGAAGAGGACGGCGUGGAGACCGAAUCUGAAAACUCAGAAAAUAUAGAAGACUGUGAACAAAGAAAAACAAUAAAAGUUAAGCCCUUUGGUGGACCCUUACUUGCCCAAGCAGAAAUUUCUUCUAGCCAACAAGACUUUUUUAAAAUGUUAGAGGAAAAGAUUCAAAAUGGACCAGAUUACAAUUCUGAAAGCGAGACUGAAAAAGCCGCUGAAGCAGCUCGAUUGAGGGCUCUCCUGAAAGACUGGGAAACAGCCAGUGCGGGGUCCAGCUCCCUCCCGGCCACCCCUAAACGUCGGCCGCAGACCAUGCUGCGAGCGGACGGCGUGAGAUCGGCAGAGGUGGCAAGAGAAAUGCCGAGACCUCCUGAUAGGGCUUAUGUCUCCCAGAUCCCUCAAAGCGUAAUCCACCAAUCAUACGGCAUCACUCAAGUAGCCUACAGACAAGUGAAUUACAACAAUGCCAACUACAUCUCCCAAAGUCCUUCCCACCAAAUAGCUUACCCUUCUGCCAUGCAAUAUCAAGCAAUCAGCCCCAUGUAUACCAGUCAACCAACCUACCAACCACCACCUAGACAAUACCCAAGUUACAACCAACAUGGGAGCCCUAUAAAAACCUAUGUCAACAGUUCCCCAAAACACAUUCCUUACGAACAACCUGCAACAUACUCUCCGACACAUAAAUUCUAUGGACCACCUGUAGCUGUCGCCAAAUCUGUUUAUACGAAUGGAGAGCUCCUGCAGCAACAGCUUAUGAACCACCACACGAUGCAAUAUCAGCAAUACAAAGAGGCUAGGGAGCAAGUCUUGGCACAACACCAACAACAGUCUGUGUAUAGGGGACCUCCGAGAAAUUAUCAGAGUAGUGUUACGAUUCCCAUUGUCGUUAAAAGUAAUCAACAGAACGAAAUGAAUUCACUGCAUAGGAAGCAGUAUGAACUGACGUGA
Anoplophora glabripennis (Asian longhorned beetle) is the source of this 1032-nucleotide messenger RNA. Its product is annotated as suppressor of zyg-1 protein 20-like. The record is from RefSeq and is a predicted model, not a curated record. NCBI's taxonomy places the organism in Eukaryota, Metazoa, Arthropoda, Insecta, Coleoptera, Cerambycidae. The transcript is spliced from 5 exons. Bases 1 to 1032 code for a protein of 343 amino acids.